AUAAAAACGAGUCCAUUUCUCUCAACUCUCAGACCGAAUCAUCCAGAUGACUUCUUCUACUCAACCACCAACCAUCCCGAAGUACGAUGUCUUUCUGAGCUUCAGAGGACUCGACACUCGCCGCAGCUUCAUCAGCUUCCUCUACAGAGAACUCCUCCGAAGGAACAUCCGCACCUUCAAAGACGACAAGGAGCUCGAGAGCGGCCGGAGGAUUUCCCCGGAGCUAGACCGCGCCAUCGAGGAGUCCAAGUUCGCCGUCGUGGUGAUCUCCGCGAACUACGCAGCGUCCACUUGGUGCCUCGAAGAAGUCGUCAAGAUCAUGGAUUUCGAGAACAGAGGCUCCCUCACCGUGAUCCCCGUCUUCUACGGCGUUGACCCGUGUCACGUGAGGAGGCAGAUCGGAGAAGUCGAUAGACAGUUCGAGAAGCACGAGAAGAGAGAGGAUCACGAGAGAGUCCUCUCUUGGAGGCAAGCGUUGACCAAUCUCGCGAGUAUCUCCGGCGUUUGCACAUUGAAAUGUGAAGAUGACUCGAUGAUGGUGGACGAGAUUACUGAGAGGAUAUCAACGUUGAUUGAAACAACGAGAAAACCGACAAGGACGGGAAGUAACCUAGUGGGGAUCGACGCACACAUGAAAGCUCUGUCGCGGUUACUAGAUCUGAACUCGAACAAGUCUGUGAGAGUGGUCGGCAUUUGGGCAAGAGGAGGCAACGGUAGAUCGGCUCUAGCUAAGUUCGUGUAUCAGAACAUCCGUCAACACUUCGAAAGCCAUUGCUUCUUGGAGAAUGUGAAGAGGAUAUCUCAGGACCGGCACAUGUCGCAUCUACACCGAGAGGUUCUGAAGAGGGUGCAAGUAGAAUCGAACCAGAAGGUUCUGCUUGUGGCGAACGAGGUUAACAAACUUGAGCAGUUAGAUGCUCUCGCAGAGGAUUUCAGCUGUUUUGGUCCGGGGAGUAUAGUUAUCAUCACUACACAAGACAAGCAGCUUCUUGUUUCUGCAGGGAUAAAGCUUGUUUACGAAGUAGAGCUUCUGAGGUUCAGGAAGGUCCGUGAACUAUUCAGACAGUUAGCCUUCAGAGAGAGAGCCUUUUCUGCAGCUUUCGAGUCGGUUUUGUGUAGGGGAACGAAUCUUGCAAUGGAAUGGUUAGGUUGUCUAGGUGUUAGAUCUGGUUAAGGGGGAAAGUGUGUAUUAAGUUUAGUAUAUGACUAAACUUAGUAACAUUUUUGGCUAAUAAUUAGGAAUGUUUUAUUCUAUUUUUGGAGUGAGUUUACUGGUGUAUAGAAGAAGAAUUAUCAUUCUUGAUUUUGAUUAAAAUAAUUUACAAAUU
Molecule: messenger RNA, 1328 nt
Organism: Raphanus sativus (radish)
Lineage: Eukaryota; Viridiplantae; Streptophyta; Magnoliopsida; Brassicales; Brassicaceae
Product: disease resistance protein Roq1
Exons: 2
Coding region: 47-1174 (375 amino acids)
Biological process (GO): defense response; signal transduction
Source: RefSeq, a predicted model, not a curated record